Messenger RNA from Penicillium chermesinum, 663 nucleotides. RefSeq lists its product as uncharacterized. The transcript has 2 exons. NCBI's taxonomy places the organism in Eukaryota, Fungi, Ascomycota, Eurotiomycetes, Eurotiales, Aspergillaceae. Bases 1 to 663 code for a protein of 220 amino acids. Gene Ontology annotation, biological process: protein phosphorylation. Gene Ontology annotation, molecular function: protein kinase activity; ATP binding. The record is from RefSeq and is a predicted model, not a curated record.
AUGGAUAAGCCUAGCUACACCUUGGGACCUUUUCGGUCCAGUGUCAAUGACGAAGACUCCCAGCUAAAUGUUUUCGUCUCCAACAAACAUUUUCAAAUUGAACUGAAAGCCUCCAACUUCGAGAAAUCUCCGACACUCCUGGCAGACUACCUUCAGCAUCUUGAGCAUCUAGAGCCCGACUAUCUCCCUAGCCCAGAUGAGGAAUUCGACUGGGAAGAUCCUCUUGAAGAGCUCGCUGAAUGGGUAGAGCUUGAAACAUACUCGAAAAUACAAUCAAGAUUGACCUCCAAGCCUCUCAACACAAGCCGACUACUUGGAAUCGUUCGUAUUCCUUCUUCGGGCCGUAUUGUUGGCCUCCUUCUCUCAUACAUUGAGUCCCGCGAGGGUAAGACCUUACUUUGUAUUGGAAAGGACCCCCAAUAUGUCUCAAUGUCGCAGAAAUGGCUUAGCCAGAUCACCCAGUCUAUAGAGGGUCUCCAUAGUUGUGGUGCUGUCUGGGGAGAUGCCAAGCCUGAUAAUGUCCUGAUAGAUGCGCAAUACGACGCGUAUCUUAUUGACUUUGGUGGAGGCUACACCAGGGGCUGGGUGGAUAAAGAAUUAUCCAAUACAGCCGAGGGAGACCUUCAAGGUCUGCAGAGAAUCUCCGAAUUUCUCUUCGGAUGA